Molecule: messenger RNA, 1687 nt
Organism: Lytechinus variegatus (green sea urchin)
Lineage: Eukaryota; Metazoa; Echinodermata; Echinoidea; Temnopleuroida; Toxopneustidae
Exons: 3
Coding region: 286-1278 (330 amino acids)
Biological process (GO): G protein-coupled receptor signaling pathway
Cellular component (GO): membrane
Molecular function (GO): G protein-coupled receptor activity
Source: RefSeq, a predicted model, not a curated record
AACACCAUGUCACUUGAGUACCCAUUUCUAUGAUCAUGCAUAUAACGUUCUGAUCAUGCGCAGAGUAGAAUUACGAACUUGCUUAUCCAUAUAAUACUUGAAACAUCUGAUGUGCAAAGUACACAACGUUUAAGUUCAUCAACGGGGCAAUACAGUAGACUCGAAAUAUCGGUUUAUCGGAUAUUACACUUUUAAUUAAUGAGUUGACAUCGUUCGGACAACAUUGUAAAAACAAAAAUCAUCCACAGUGAAUUUCAAACUGCAGCUUUCAAACUAUAAUCAAGGAUGGGGGAACUAACGAGAGCUUACAUCUACCACUUGGCUAUACUUUUCUUCUGCUUCAUCGGUGCAGUCUUGAACUUCGCCUCGAUGUGCGCCAUGCUACUUAAAAGGGAAUUAAGAAAGGGGCUUCAUGUUUUCAUUUUCAACUUGGCUCUUGCUGAUUGCGUCUCGGCCAUCGCCAUGUUCAUCUCCAACAUUACUGACUUUCCUAAGGUUCCAUUUAAGGUAGGAAACCUCUCCGCGUGGUUGGUAUGCCUGUUCACUUUUAGUUUGGUCAUAUCAUUGAUGAGUACACUCGCCAUUGCUGUUGAACGCCUUAUGAUCUUUCGCGUUGAGAACUACUCUGGUCGAACCUACACGGCAAGACUCUCCAUUGCUAUCUGCGUGAUCGGUUGGAUUGUAUUCGCGUUGCUAUUUUUUCUCCUUCAAGCAUUCCAUAAGAUCGCGUCACUCACGCUCCUUUAUUGUGCAUCUCCUUGUGUCAUCCUGGGGUGCAUAAUCCUCACGGCUCUAUCCUACUUCUUCAUCUACAAACAAAUCGUCCAGAUUUCGGACAACGUCAGACCCGAAGACGCAGCCCUAGUGCGCCGCGCAAAAAGCAGCAAGUACGUCAUCGUGACCUUCGCUUUGGUUGUCGCAAGCACGACAGGUUGUUGGGUCAUCAUGUGCUGCAUGCUGUUGGUAGAGUAUGGAGCAUACUUAGGCGCUGUAGAUCCGGACACUUUGGAUGUUGUUUGGUUCAGUGUCUUAGACGAUUUAGGCAAUGUGUUGGUGUGUAUCAAUCUAAUCCUCAACCCGACCAUUAUCUGGUUGCGUCUACCUGUCUUCAGAAGACAGCUACCCGCUUGCUGUAAUCGACUCGGGUGUCGAAAUACGGAUGAAUCCCAGGCCGACUCAGCAGCCCUCGUAUCAUCAGAAUCUCCGACCACCGCCAUGCAGGCAGCCCACGAUCUUGUCCAUGAGCACUGUCAUACCAGUAUUGACAUUAGCUGCUGACAUUAAUGAUGAAAAAUAUCAGAUAGCGUGAAAUAUGGUUCGAAACCUAUUUUAGAGAAAGUCGACUUCUAUACAUUUUCCUCCCAAGCCAUGAAAUAUACUUAUUGCUAGAAAAAUGGUACAUGGCACGGAAUACCAAGACAAGUGCUAGCAUUGAUAAUUUCAAUUUAUACACAUGACCAAGAUUACAAGAAGAUAUGGUAUAAGAGCCUCAAUGCUAGUAAUUUCGGUUUGAGCGGUUUAGAUUUCCCCUGUACAAAAAUCCCAUCGGGAAAAAAGCAGCCAUGACCGCGAUUUCAAUGCGCGCGAACAAAAACGUAGUAUCGCGUCGCAAAGCUUUAUUCCCUAAAGCGAUUAAAAUGUUAUUAAAAGUCUAUGCUACUAAAUUACGCGAAGCUCCGGGGGAGGG